This is a messenger RNA of Dictyostelium purpureum, 1395 nucleotides long. RefSeq lists its product as uncharacterized. The transcript is spliced from 2 exons. Gene Ontology annotation, biological process: biosynthetic process; amino acid metabolic process. NCBI's taxonomy places the organism in Eukaryota, Evosea, Eumycetozoa, Dictyosteliales, Dictyosteliaceae. The coding region runs from base 1 to 1395 and encodes 464 amino acids. The record is from RefSeq and is a predicted model, not a curated record. Gene Ontology annotation, molecular function: pyridoxal phosphate binding; transaminase activity.
AUGGAAAACGAUAAUGAAUUUAAAGGUUUUUCCAAUAAUGCAAAAAGAGUAUUUAAUGCACAAAAAACGGGUAACAGCAAAAUAGGAUUGGCUCAUUUUACAGCAAUGGACAAUUUGUACAAUGAAGAAAAUAAUAGCGAAGGAUAUAUCAGUUUUGGUAUUGCAGAGAAUGUUUUAUCAUACGAAUUAUUGAAAGAGAAAUUAGAAACCAUUCCAAUGAGCCAAAAGUUAACACAGUAUUCAGCAUUUGGGGGUUUAGAAGAAUGUAGAAAAGCAGUAGCAAAUUUAUUACAAAAUCACAUUUUUACAUAUAGACCAGAGAAUAAAGAUCUUUUAGUAAAAAACAAUCAAAUUUUACUAACUGAUGGUUGUACUCCUUUAUUAGAGAAUGUAUUUAAUAUGUUUUGCAAUGAAGAUGAAGUAUGUAUCAUUCCAUCGCCUUUUUAUCCAGCAUUUGUCAGCGAUUCAUACCAUAGAUUUGGUGUACGUGUAUUACCAGCAAAAACUGAGGUUUAUGACGAACAAACUAAACAAGUUAUCUCAUUUCAAUUAGAUAUCGAAGAGUUUGAAAAAAUUUAUUCAACCCAAAAAGUUAAAAUGGUGUUAGUAUGCAACCCAAAUAACCCAAAUGGUUUUAUUUUCCCACAAGAUCAAGUAGAACGUUUGGUUGAAUGGUGUCGUUCAAAGCAAAUUCAUUAUGUUAGCGAUGAAAUAUAUGCACUUUCAGUAUUUGAUAAGCCUCAACCAAAUAUCAGCGGUGGAAGCAGUGGUUCAAGCGAUGGUGAAGACAUUAAAACCAACGAAUUUAAAUCAGUAUACGAUGUUUGCAAAGGUGACAUGGGCGAAUUUGUUCAUAUUGUAUCUGGUUUCUCCAAAGAUUUUUGUUUAAAUGGGUUUAGAGCAGGUUAUUUUUAUUCACAAAAUAAAAAUGCUUACAAUUAUUUAACAUCAACAUCAAACUUUUAUAUUUGCAGUAACUUGGUCCAAGCAGCACUUAUAAACAUCCUCUCUGAUGACGAGUAUUUAGCUCAUUACAUUAGAGAAAAUCAAAAUAAUUUAAAGAGAGCCUACGAAUUUACCGUAAACACUUUAAAAGAAUUUAAUAUUCCUUUCAUCAAAUCAUCAAGUGGUGUAUUCUUAACAUUGGAUCUUAGAAAAAUUUUACCAGCUUUUCCACUAAACCAAAAUGACCCAUUUAGCCAAGAGUUGUUAGUUUGGGAAGAAAUUUUCAACGCCAAAGUUAUUAUUAAUCCAGGUAAAUUUUGCUAUUUUUCAGAGCCUGGUUUUUAUAGAUUUAUCUUUACUGUACCAAAUGGAUUUAUUUAUGAAGGUAUUAAAAGAAUUUCAAAAGUUUAUCAUAGAAUUUUAACAAGCUUAAAUAAUAAUAACAAAUAA